Molecule: messenger RNA, 3367 nt
Organism: Ricinus communis (castor bean)
Lineage: Eukaryota; Viridiplantae; Streptophyta; Magnoliopsida; Malpighiales; Euphorbiaceae
Exons: 3
Coding region: 1282-3093 (603 amino acids)
Source: RefSeq, a predicted model, not a curated record
ACCCAUAGCAGCAAUUUCCGUUAGUCAUAAUUAUCGAAGUUAACCUCUGUCUUUGUCCCAGAAUGUUGGAUAAGUGAGUGUGAAAGUGAAAUAAAAACCAGUAUACGUUCAUUUGGAAUAAUCUUGUUGAUUUCAGAGACUGAAGAAGAGCAUAAAACUGUAGAAAAAGAGAAAGAAAACUAGACCUUUGCAUAAAUGCUAACUUUCCAGUGCCAUGAGGCUGCUGAAUCUCUAAUAAUAAUAAUAAUAAUAAUUAAAAAGAAAAAUAUAGAAUGAAACAGGUAAGGUAGAAAUAAUAAAAAUAAAAAAGUCAGAGAGUGUAAUAAUAUGCAACGAUAUUAUUUUAUUAUUUAAAAUUAAUAAAUAUAUGUUAAUUAUAGACCGAAAUCAAUUUAAAAUUUGAAUAAAUUUUUUUUUUAGAAAAAUAAAUAAAAAACUAGAAAUAGAAAUAACCAUAGAGGGCAUAGUCAAGAUUCAGAGAGUCCAUUAACACAUGCACGUCUCUGAUUGUAUGCCUUGCUCUCACGUGUACGCCACGUCCUCUCCUCGUCUUUCUGAUCGCCACAGACAGCCACAAGCCCACAGCUUACUCCAAUUUCUCUAUUAUUGCUGCUAAUAAUAAUUAUAAUAAUAAUGUGUUCUUUUUUCUUUCCCUCUUCACAUCUCUGAAACAAAAGCCCACUUCCAAAUCUUCUGUUUCUAGCUGUUCAAAGAAAAGAAAAGAAAAACUUCUGUUUCUUAUUGACAGUUGCCCUUCACUUUCUUUCUUUCUAGGUUCUUGAUUUCUUCUUUAAGACUGAAUCUUUGAUUGCCACUUCUUACUUUUUCUUUCUUUUCUUCUUUGAGGAAUUCAAGGCAAUAAGUUUGGACUUGCCAAAAAGAGUAAAGAGAUAAAAUGGGUCAUCAAUUAUGGACCCUUUGAACUUUGCCACCCUUCUUACCCCCCCAAAGUCUCUCCUCCUUUGAAUUCUUGCCAUUCUUUGCUGUUUUUGAAUUACUUGCAAUUCUUGAAUUUUGGGCCUCAUUUUCUUUCCCUUUAUUUAUUUAUUUUUUCACUCCAUCAACUUACUUCAUUUGUCUUCUAAAAUCUUCCUUCCCAAUGCCAAGAAAGACGAGCAAGCACUUAAUCUCUCAUUCAAGUUCCAAAACUCUUGCAAAAUCUUUCAUGUUUUGAGAAUCUUGUUGGCGACUCCUAAUUUGUAAGUUUUUAGGAUAUCGAAACAGGGUCAUUGUCUCUUCUAGUAAAGAGCUCAGGUUUUGGCUAAAUAGCAGGGUGCAUAUAUGGAGUCAAAAAGCAGAGAGCAUUGCAAGAUCAGAAAGAGAGGGAAUUCGUCUUCAUCUUCAUCAUCAAUAGUCCAAAGAUACAGAUUCAAGAGAGCAAUUCUGGUAGGAAAGAGAGGUGGGUCUACUACUCCUGUCCCAACUUGGAAGACCAGCACAAAAUCUCCAACUUUAUCAAUGCCAAAUGCAGAAUCCACCAAGUGUCCACCCUCCCAGAGUGGGGGCAAAACUAAAGAAGCUUCGGUUUCUGCAAGAAAACUGGCUGCCACUUUAUGGGAAAUCAACAAGAUCCCUUCACCAAAGAAUUUAGAACUUGCGGGAGAUACUAAAGAGCUUAGAAGCGGAGAAAAAGUUGCAAGGUUUCCACAUUUAUCAGAUCCAUCUUAUACUCCUAUUUCAGAGAAGAUGGAUAGAUCUAGAGGAAAUGGUCACAGGAGAAGAGCAUCACUUGUUACAAAGAAAGUUCACCUCAGUGAUUAUCACUUGGAUUCUGUUGAUAAUGCUAGUUUCAUGGAGAUGGAAACUCAUACUAAAGGCAAGAAUCGUAGGGAAUGCAAUCUUGGAAUCAGAACCCGUUUGAAGGAUGUUAGCAAUGGUUUAACAGCAUCCAAGGAGCUUCUGAAAGUGCUGAAUCGUAUUUGGGGUCUUGAUGAGCAGCAUUCAUCAACUAUGGCCCUUGUCUCUGCACUUCGUGUUGAGCUUGAUCGAGCCAGAGUCCAGGUUGAUCGGGUGAUCAAAGACCAGCAGUCAAACCGCAAUGAGAUUGAGUACCUUGUGAAACAUUUUGAAGAAGAAAAGGCAGCUUGGAAAGGCAAAGAGCGGGAUAGGAUUCGCAAUGCCAUUGCGUGCGUUUCAGAAGAGCUUGAAGUAGAAAAGAAACUGAGAAGACAGACAGAGAGAUUGAAUAAGAAGCUUGGGUUGGAAUUAGCUGAUACAAAGGCAUCUCUAUCCCAAGCAUUGAAAGAGCUUGAGAGUGAGAAGAGGGCAAAGGAGAUAUUGGAGCAAGUCUGUGAUGAGUUAGCUAGAGGUAUCGGACAAGAUAGAGCUGAGGUUGAAGAAUUGAAAAGAGAAUCUGCAAAAGUUAAGGAGGAGGUGGAAAAAGAAAGGGAAAUGCUUCAGCUAGCUGAUGUCCUGCGUGAAGAGAGAGUUCAGAUGAAGCUCUCUGAGGCUAGAUAUCAUUUCGAAGAAAAAAAUGCAGCAGUUGAGAGGCUGAGACAUGAGCUUGAGGCCUACCUACAAGAAAAAGUAGUCAGUAAAGAAAAUGGCGAUGGCAAUGGCUCUCCAAAUUAUGAAAGAAUCAAAGAGCUCGAGGCUUAUUUGAAUAGAAUACGAGAUGAUUCAUGUCAAAGGAUUGAGAGAGAAGAAAAUGAAGAGGAAGUAGAAAAUGGAGAAGUUCAUGAUGGAGAUGAUUCAGCUGAUAGUGAUCUUCACUCCAUUGAAUUAAACAUGGACAAUAACAGCAAGAGCUACAAAUGGAGUUAUGCUUGUGAUGGCAUUGCUUUAGAUAAUCCGAAGCGGAUGUCAGUGGAUAGAGAUUUUAGGGGGAGGAAGUCUAUCUCUGAGAAUAUUCAAUGGGGAAGCAUUUGUUUACAGAGGAGAAACUCUAACGGUAUUGAUGGUCCUGACAGUGCUUUCAUCAGUAAAAAACAGGAGAUUUCAAAUGCUUUUGAUAGGGAAAGAUUAUCCGAACUUGAUUUGCAUUCUCAGGAUGAAGAUGAAAUCUCGUGCUACAGAUCUGUCAAGAGCCUUAGAGACCAUAUUGUAUCUGGUUCUAGAAGGCAACCAAUACAGAACUUUGCCAGUCCAACGUGACAGUGGAAGCAAACCCUGCCAUUUCAGGAUACAGGCGCUACAGUUUCGAAUAGUUCACCAGUACUGCGAGGUGAUAGUUUAAAAGCCCAGAGUGACAGGAACAAAAGGAGAAAAGCGGACUGUGACGAGCUCAUUUCAUUUCCUGAGAAAUGUUAAAUUCCUCCCAGCAGGCAAUUCAGUUGCAUCACUCAAAUAUCAGAAUGUAAAUAGAAUCAUAUAACACAAGCUGUAUGGACAUUACUUGUCAACCAGAAGUUUAUCUUUUUUUGUGGUA